AUGGAUCAGGGCGAGAAGCCUUGCAACGACCGGUCACCGGGAUACCGCCCUGCCCCAGCAGGGACAACGCUGUUUCUUUUCCCCUUUUUAGGGGAUGUGUGCAGUUGCUGCUCAAGUUGCUACGACUGCUGUGGAAAGUGCGGCUGCUGCCCGCAGUGCUGCACGUGUGGUCCCCCUUGCCCGGGAUGCUACUACAACAUGCCCUGUCUAUGCUGCUGCUGCCGGCCUGUGCUUCCGGGGAAGCACAUCGACGAGGACGAGCUAGUACCGGAGUCUACAGCUGCGGAUGAAGUUCUCAAAGAUAUCGAAGAAGAACACUUUGGUGAAGAAGCUGGAGAGGAGGAGGAGGAAGGCGAAACGGCGCCACCUUCAGAGGCAACAGAGGUGACGGGGGCAGCAGACGUGUUGCCGGUCCGUACCAGGGUUGCGGCUAAGAAGAGGGCAAAGGCCCAGCCCAAGAAGCAUGCAGCCAAAAGCCAGCCGAAAAUGUUCACCGGGUCUGCUGCUGGGGCACCCCCACCACCUGCAGAGGCUUGUACUGGUCCUCUGCCUGAGCCUGAAGAGCCAGCAACUCCACUCGGUAUGGGGGUCUACCUUGUGUAUAGCACUGAAAAUGGCGGCACCAUGUACAUGAAGUGGAGCAAGACACCGUUAUCCGGUCCAGGUGUGUUGGCAUAUAUCGAGCCGACGAAGGAGGUUGGCGCGUUCAAGUUCGAAAAGAAGGAUGGUGUUGAACACAUUGGCAGUGGCUUUGAGCAAGACUUACAGAGCAGCUUCGUCGCCGAUCGAAAAAAGUACUACGACGGGUGGGCUACGUUCUUGAAGCAGAUGGACGCCGCGGAUGGCACGCUUGUUCUUCUUCCGGCGGCGACGCUUCAGCCGCCUCCGAAAGUCAAAGUGGUUGUGCUUUCGCAUAAAAAAAUGCGUGUCCUGGAAGCCGACACCCGUCUACCAAAGGAAGAUGUGGAACUGAUGGCCGUCGUUCCGGCCACCGUCGUGAAAUUUGACGUUCCGACGAUGGAAGUAGGAGAGUUUGCUGCGUUUGCGAAUAACUAUGGGUCCCUCAUCAGCUUUGUCCCGGCCAAGAAAUGA
Molecule: messenger RNA, 1092 nt
Organism: Neospora caninum
Lineage: Eukaryota; Apicomplexa; Conoidasida; Eucoccidiorida; Sarcocystidae
Exons: 3
Coding region: 1-1092 (363 amino acids)
Source: RefSeq, a predicted model, not a curated record